ACUUCACCGUACUGCAACAAAGUGACAAGUCACGGAAACAUUUUCAUUCUUAUCUUUAUUACACAACACAAACCUAGUUAGUUAUCUCUCCACUGGUCCAACUUGCAUUAAAAUCGGCUAAUCCAACAGAACAGAACCUUCCUUCAGAUCGAAUCCCCUCAUCUUCGGAGCUUUCAUCCUUACUUUCUUCACUCUCUCUAUUCUAUUUGACUCCUCGAAAACAGUAAGAUUCAUCCAGCUGCAGUUGAAGAAGGGCUGUGAGGAUGUUAGAGAAGGUGGAAGAGUUUAACAUGGACAAGGUGAUUGAAGAAUUCGAGUCACUGACAAAGGAUGCGGAAAGGGUUCAGAGGGAAACGCUGAAAAGGAUUUUGGAGGAUAACGCGUCAUCAGAGUAUUUGCUGAAUUUGGGUCUUAAUGGAAGAACUGACCCUGAGAGUUUCAAGGCCUGUGUCCCACUUGUUACCCACAAAGACUUGGAGCCUUAUAUCUACAGAAUUAUUGAUGGCGAUUCUUCUCCUAUUCUCACUGGAAAAUCCAUCAUAACUAUGUCUUUAAGUUCUGGCACAACCCAGGGGAAGCCAAAGUAUGUACCAUGGAAUGAUGAAUUGUUUGAAACCACAAUGCAGAUAUAUCAGACCUCUUUUGCAUUUAGGAACAGAGAGUUUCCUAUAAAAAAUGGGAAGACUUUAAGCUUUAUAUACGGCAGCAAACAGUUCAAAACAAAAGGGGGUCUCGCAGCUAGAACUGCUACAAGCAAUUUGUUCUGUAACGCACGUUACAAAUGUGGAAUGAACGCACUCCAAUCUCAAUGCUGCAGCCCAGAUGAAGUGAUUUUUGGUCCUGAUUUUUACCAAUCAUUAUACUGCCAUCUACUGUGUGGGCUGAUUUUCCGUGAGGAAGUUCAGUUGGUGUCUUCUACUUUUGCGCAUAGCAUUGUCCAUGCUUUUAGAACCUUUGAACAAGUGUGGGAAGAUCUCUGUAAUGAUAUCAGAGAAGGGGUUCUUACUAGCAGAGUCACUGUUCCAUCCAUUCGAAUGGCCAUGUCCAAACUGCUCCAACCAAACCCAGAAUUGGCCAACCUUAUCUACAGAAAAUGCAUGGGAUUGAGUAACUGGUAUGGGUUGAUACCAGAGAUUUUUCCAAAUGCUAAGUAUGUUUAUGGCAUAAUGACUGGGUCAAUGGAGCCUUAUUUGAAAAAACUGAGGCACUAUGCAGGGGAGCUACCUUUGUUAACUGCUGAUUAUGGAUCUUCUGAAGGAUGGAUAGCAGCAAAUGUCAACCCAAAAAUUCCCCCUGAAUUGGCCACUUAUGCUGUUCUUCCUCAGAUCGGUUACUUUGAAUUUCUUCCUCUUAAAGAGCUUGAGAACCCUACUUUCCUCUCUGUUGAUCCUCAGCCAGUUGGUCUCACUGAAGUGAAGGUUGGUGAAGAGUAUGAAAUUGUUAUGACCAAUCCAGCAGGUUUGUACCGGUAUAGGCUAGGGGAUGUGGUCAAGGUUAUGGGAUUCCAUAACUCAACUCCAGAACUCAAGUUUGUUCGCAGGAGCAGUCUUCUGCUUAACAUCAACAUUGACAAGAACACAGAGAAGGAUUUACAGUUAGCCGUGGAAGCAGCAGCCAUAUUGUUAGCAGAGGAGAAAUUGGAAGUUGUUGACUUCUCUAGCCAUGUUGAUUUAUCCAAAGAACCGGGGCAUUAUGUCAUCUUCUGGGAAAUCAGUGGGGAAGCAAGUCAAGAACUACUCGGUGAAUGCUGCAACUGUUUGGACAAGUCUUUCGUUGAUGCAGGUUACACCAGUUCUCGUAAAGUCAACUGCAUUGGGCCCCUCGAACUCCGAGUUGUUAGGAAGGGAACAUUUCAGAAGAUUCUUGAUCAUUUCUUAGGAUUAGGAACCGCUGUUAGUCAGUAUAAGACACCAAGAUGUGUAGGUCCUACAAACAGCAUGGUGUUGCAAAUCUUGAAUGAAAAUGUUGUGAAAAACUAUUUCAGUACUGCUUUCAAUGCAUAAAAUUUUAUGUAUACCCAAAGAAUAAUUUGGGAAUAGCAAUAUAUAAAAGUGCC
Messenger RNA from Gastrolobium bilobum, 2056 nucleotides. RefSeq names its product jasmonoyl--L-amino acid synthetase JAR4-like. Bases 264 to 2003 code for a protein of 579 amino acids. The transcript has 5 exons. Gene Ontology annotation, molecular function: acid-amino acid ligase activity. The record is from RefSeq and is a predicted model, not a curated record. Lineage: Eukaryota; Viridiplantae; Streptophyta; Magnoliopsida; Fabales; Fabaceae. Gene Ontology annotation, cellular component: cytoplasm.